AAAAUGGUCGUCUCAUUCCAAUCAGGUAGAACAUCCAUGGCCGAAACUCCGGCGACUUGCCGGGAUGUCCACGGACAAGUCGAGUUCCCUGGCGAGCCGGAGACUUCCUUGGACGUCUUCUUCGGGUAUCUGGACGAAGGCGUGGCAUCGCUGGAGAGUUCCUGUCACUCCGACGAGGGGUUCGAGGAUCUAGCGAAUGACGAGGAGGACGGUGGGUUGUCCAACGCUGAAGAGAGCAGAGCAUUCUGGGAGUCUCAGGAACAUCUUGUUCAGGCGACGCUGUGUCGGACCAGUUCAAUCGAGUCCAAAAUCAGGCAAGCCACAAAAGAAUGCUUGAUGGAAUUGAAUUGGAACGAUUCGCAAUGUGAUUGUGUUAACUCCGCCACGGUGGGUUGCCGGAGUUGCCUGCGGCGGGACAUUUGUGACCGGCUCCGGCACAAUGGCUUCAACUGUGCCAUAUGCAAAUCCAAAUGGAGGAGCUCACCAGAUAUCCCCUCAGGGGAGCACACGUACUUGGAAGUGGUGGACGAAUCGAGUCCCAAGAAAGGAGCGGUGCGAGUGAUAAUCGAGCUCAAUUUCCGGGCGGAGUUCGAGAUGGCGAGAGCCUGCGAGGGGUACAACCGGCUGAUCGGACGGUUGCCGGAGGUCUUCGUCGGCAAAGCCGAGAGGCUGAGGCCGCUGAUCAAGGCGCUGUGCGCGGCCACCAAGAGGUGCACGAAGGAGAAGAGGAUCCACAUGGGGCCGUGGAGGAAGCACAAAUACAUGCAAGCCAAGUGGCUCGGCGCGUGUGAGCGCUCUGCGCCAGGCCCUCUCCCGGCCGGGGUCUCGGUCCGGCCCCCGAAGCCGAGGGCCUCGAUGCUUACUUUCGACAUGCUUGAGAAGUUGCCCAAGGUGCAAUGCACUGCGGUUGAAGUUGUAUGAGUCUUUUUUUUUCUUGAAGUUUUGCCCUUUGAAUUGGAGAGUGUUUCAAUGAGUCAUGAGAAUUUUGGAGGAAAGAAUGGAGUGAUCCCAAUAAAUUUUGAGUCAAGUUUUGCCA
This is a messenger RNA of Rhodamnia argentea, 1036 nucleotides long. RefSeq lists its product as uncharacterized. The transcript has 4 exons. NCBI's taxonomy places the organism in Eukaryota, Viridiplantae, Streptophyta, Magnoliopsida, Myrtales, Myrtaceae. The record is from RefSeq and is a predicted model, not a curated record. The coding region runs from base 4 to 921 and encodes 305 amino acids.